AUCUUUCGCUCUCCCAAAUAUAGCCUCCCCAUAGUCGUAAUUUUAUCUUUCCUACCCUUCUAACUUUGUUGACUUCAACAAUUUGGAUCAUUACAUUCUAUUAUUUUCUCUUUAAUGGCUAGUACUGACAUCAUUGUAUGGUUUGUGAUGAUGAUGUCUACAAUAUUGCUAGUUUUUCUGAAUUCAAAACCAUUGUUGGUAAAAGGUGAACAAAAGGUGCCCUGUUUGUUCAUAUUGGGAGAUUCUUUAUUUGAUAAUGGAAAUAACAAUAAUCUCCUCACUGCUGCGAAGGCUAAUUAUCCACCUUAUGGAAUUGAUUUUCCUCAUGGUCCUACUGGUAGAUUCACCAAUGGCCGGAAUGUAGCAGACUUUAUCGCUGAACUAUUGGGUUUCGAUAAGUAUAUUGAGCCAUUUGCUACUGUGAAGGGUGUGGAUAUGUUUAAGGGGGUGAACUAUGCAUCUGGUGCAGCUGGAAUUCUUGACGAAACAGGAAUUCAUGUGACUUGUACCGUUCUUAUCGUUCAGGGAGACAGAAUCAGCUUGAAUACGCAAUUGCUAAAUCACAACGUGACAAUUUCCCACAUGUCUACUCUGCUUGGAAAUAACAUCUUAGCUAUGGAGUACCUAAGCAAAUGUAUAUACAUUGUUCAAAUGGGCAACAAUGAUUAUAUCAAUAACUAUUUGCUGCCUCAGUUGUACCCAUCAAGCCAUUUGUACAAACCAGAACAGUUUGCUACAAUCCUAAUUCAGCAAUACUCAGAACAAUUAAAGACUUUGUACCUUUACGGAGCAAGAAAAGUUGUUGUAUUCGGUCUAGGAGAUAUAGGCUGUGUUCCAACAGAAUUGGAUUCGUAUGGGACAGAUGACUCUGUGUGUGUCAACUCUAUAGAUAGUGCAGUCCAAAAAUUCUCGGACAAGAUUAAACCAAUGAUCGAUGAUCUCAACAGUAAUUUGCCCAACGCAAAUUUCAUAUACAUAAAUUCAACAAGCAUUGCAGUACCAUAUCCUUCAUCUAUCGGUAUAACAAAUCUACGUGAACCAUGCUGCGAAAUUUCGGCCAUUAUAGGUGAAGGGCAGUGCAAACAUGGAGGAGGUGCAUGCAGUGAUAGAUCAGCACAUUAUUUUUGGGAUGGUUUUCACCCCUCAGAAGCUCCAAAUAAGGUCACUGCUGAAAGAGCUUACACUGCUCUUCUAUCCACUGAUGCCUAUCCUUUUGACAUUAGUCAGUUGGCUCAGCUCUAAAUAAUAUAGACUUUAGAGUUGCAGGCCAUUAUAACUUAUGCCAGUCUUUAAAUAAACGCUAUUCUGCUACCUCAUUUUGUAUAAUGUAAUUGAUCUAUGUCAAAUAUGAGUCAAAUUCUUGAAUUAGAGCUAAAACUUGAAUGCUUUGAACAUAACUUGUGAAUUCUAUAUAUUGUUAGCAGUAAAAAUUGUCUUGGAUGAAAGAUACCUCAUACCAUUAUAUAAUUAUUGAUGAAGGGCACUAGUUCCA
Messenger RNA from Solanum dulcamara, 1492 nucleotides. Its product is annotated as GDSL esterase/lipase At1g29670-like. Lineage: Eukaryota; Viridiplantae; Streptophyta; Magnoliopsida; Solanales; Solanaceae. The transcript is spliced from 5 exons. Gene Ontology annotation, molecular function: hydrolase activity, acting on ester bonds. Bases 115 to 1242 code for a protein of 375 amino acids. The record is from RefSeq and is a predicted model, not a curated record.